Molecule: messenger RNA, 2480 nt
Organism: Ziziphus jujuba (common jujube)
Lineage: Eukaryota; Viridiplantae; Streptophyta; Magnoliopsida; Rosales; Rhamnaceae
Product: agamous-like MADS-box protein AGL29
Exons: 1
Coding region: 1886-2389 (167 amino acids)
Biological process (GO): positive regulation of transcription by RNA polymerase II
Molecular function (GO): DNA-binding transcription factor activity, RNA polymerase II-specific; protein dimerization activity; RNA polymerase II cis-regulatory region sequence-specific DNA binding
Source: RefSeq, a predicted model, not a curated record
ACAAAAGCAUCAGUAAUUGAAAGAAGUUAAUAAAAAAUCAAAAUGCAACUUUCUGAAAACCAUGAUCUACCGAUAAGCUUCAAUCAGCCUGAUUUGGAUUCAAAAUGGAAACUACUAUAGUCCUCAAAAGAAUACAUUGAAUAUCAUGUAGGACCCAAUUUUCAGGUGGUAUAAUCUCCUUUCUACAACGAUUCAUCAGAUAGGUUUUUAGCACCAAAAAAGCAUGCCAACUCCAGAAAACAGAGAAAACACUCCAAUGGCCAACACAUUUCAAUCUAAAAAAUGAGGCAAGGAAAACAAAAGCUAUUAGCUGCUAAGCAGCAGCAGGUGGACGAAACUAAUUUGUGCAAAAAAACAUUGGGACAGCAUUCACUCUAUCUUCUUGUAUUUAUACAAUUUUCCAUGCUAUAAUAUCUAUCUUGUAGUAUUUAUACAAUUUUCCACCCUAUAGUAUAAUUUUAAAAUUAAUUAAAAGUAAUAAUGUUAUAUUAUUUUAGCAAUUUUAAUUCGAGUAGGACAUGGCAUAUUUUAAAGACCACAUGCCUUGUGUUGUGCAUGCAAAUAUUUGUAAUUUAUUUUUUAGCACAAUAUAGGAUUUUACAACUGGGUGGUAUUAUGGAUUGGAAAUUUUAGGCUACAAUGAAAACCCUAAUAGGCCCCCGCCAAAAAAAAAAAAAAAAAAAAAAAAAAAAAAAAAAAAAAACACUAAAAAGGAACUUGUUUCCAAAUAUGCAUUAAAUUACUUGCCAAAUAUCUAAUAACAUAUUAUAUUAAAAUUAGCUAUUUCCUCAGUGUAGAUAUCACUCUUCCCAGCCAAUUAUGGUUCUUUUAUCACUGCUACCAUUGCAUGAGUAAUUAAUAAUUCCUUAGUUAUUAAUUGCUAUAAAUUACCAUCCCCAUUAUCAUUUAAAGCUUAGUGCUUUUAUAAAACUUUUUGUUUUAUUUCAUAGCUCUUUUCACCCACAUCUUGGAGGUCGUACGUUUGAGACACUGGGGGCGGGGGGGAGUUGUUGUAAUUCAUAAAAAUAUAAAUUAAAAAAAAAAUAGCACUAACCAAAUAAAUAUUUAAGUGCUAGAUCAAAAAUAAGAAGAAGAAUUUUUAAACUAAAACAGAAAAAUUUUAGACAUUUACUAUUUUAAUUAAAGCAUUGUUUGAAGAAGCACCUAUUAAGGUAAGUGCUUCUCCUAAAAGCACUUCAAGCGCUUUUUUAUCGCAUUUCUACCAAACACCUUGUCAUCUGUGUGUUUAUACUGAAAGUUCUUUAGCCCUAUAAAAAGUGCUACCUUAAAGGCCCUUAGAAAGUCAACUAUAUAUGAUAUAGGCUUUACCAUCUCCAUAGCAAAACUCUACCCUUAAUUCCUAGGAGAUUAAUCAUCCACCCAUUAUGGUAUUCCAACCAUGCGGUCACCUUGCUCCAAUCAAUCUUAAAAUCCAACAGAACCAACAAAUAAAAGACCCUUUAAGGACCACAACUAGAUGUAAUUGUGGACUAGCCACACAGUAACAUCUUAUUCAAUUAAAUAGGAAAAUCCAAACAAGAUUGGCUCUGGAUUUAUUACCUUUCCUAAAUCUGGAAAUAGUCUAUCUGAAAUAAAUGAUGCCAACCAAAAGUGCCAAAGUUUAAUUAUGGUAGCAGUCACACAAACAAAGAAAGAUAGUUAAAAGCUUUCCAUAUUUGAAAAGAAAAAUCAUAUAUAGAAACAAUGAAGGCCUAAAAUCCAAUAUUAGAAACAUUGAACCUAUUUGUGAGCAUAAAUCUCAAAGUCAUAUAUACAUAUGCCUGAUCACCGCUUUCUCAAAAUUUUCUCUUAUAUUUUCCAAUCAAAUUUGAGGAAAAAUCCAUUUUCUUCUUGAGAAUUCCCGGUAGAAAUCAAGAUAAGGAUCAUGGGUCGACGAAAGAUUGAGAUAAAAAUGGUGAAGGAUAGCAGUUCCAGGCAGGUCACCUUCUCUAAGCGCCGGACUGGCCUUUUUAAGAAAGCGAAUGAGCUCGCUACCUUGUGUGGUGCAGAGGUUGCUGUAGUCGUCUUCUCACCAGGUGGAAAGCCCUUCUCAUUUGGGCAUCCAAACGUUGACUCUGUUGCAGACAGGUUUCUAAAUCAGGACCCAGAACCAAAAGAUGGAAAUGUUAUUGGGACUUCAAGCGCGGAGAAGCUUAACCAGCAACUCACUGAUCUGCUGAAGCAGUCGCAGGCAGAGAAGAAGCGGGGAGAGAUACUUGAUAAGGCAAUAAAGGCGAGUCACAAAACAUCAAUAGAUGAUCUUAGCUUGAAUGAGCUUGAAAAAUUGAAGAGGUCACUGGAAAAUCUAAGGGAGAAUUUGAAAGUGCAAGCCAAUGAGAUGGAGGCAUCAUCUUCAUUGCUGCUCCUAGCCAACAAACCAGCUAAAUAGGAUGAUAUUUGAGAUAGUGGCUAAAAGUGUAUGAGACUUUGUAGUUUAAUGCAGUGUGCAUUUAUGUUAAUUUCCUAUAGAGUUUUGAAUC